AUGGAGAAGCAGCAGCCGAUAGCCUGGCCGUACGACAAGGCGAUGAAACCACGAGAGCGUUAUGACACGGACGGACUAACUCGACGAUUCUCUUCAAUUGAUGAGAAACGACGGGCGGCAAGCAUCGGAUGUAGAAAAUCUCGUAGAAAGAAACCGCCCUAUGCUAGCGUGUUCGAUCUCGAGGUGGAGUCGACGCACGUUUUUGGCACGAGCCGAAUGGAAGCUUUUUUGCUACUUAUCGAUAGCGGGAGUCCGGGAGUCCUGGUCAGCCCCGAGCACCGUAUCUCUUACUUCUACUUCUACUCCCUCUCACUCUCACUCUCUAUCCUCCUCUUUGACAUCCAUCUCUCGCUUUCACGAUUGCGUGAAUACACAUCCCUCUCCACCCUCACUGCCACACCCACAACAACAUCGUUCUCACCCACCAUGACGACCAACGAACUCCCCACCUCCGACCUCAACUCCUACGACUUCCUCAUCGUAGGAGGAGGCACCGCCGGCUGCGUCGUCGCCGCCCGUCUCGCCGAAUAUCUCCCCACCAAGCGGAUCCUCCUCAUCGAGGGCGGUCCUUCCGAUUACAACGACGACCGCGUCCUUCUCCUCAAAGAUUGGCUAUCCCUCCUCGGAGGCGAGCUCGACUACGACUACCCCACCACCGAACAACCCCACGGCAAUUCACACAUUCGCCAUUCGCGAGCAAAAGUACUAGGAGGCUGCUCCUCACACAACACCCUCAUCUCCUUCCGUCCGUUUGAAUACGACUGCAAGCGAUGGGUGGCCCAGGGCUGUGAAGGAUGGGACUUUUCCACCUUCACUCGUCUGCUAGAUGGCAUUCGUAACACGGUACAGCCCGUCCACGCCCGUCACCGCAAUCAGCUCUGCAAAGACUGGGUCAACUCCGGCUCGGAAGCCCUCAAGAUUCCGGUGGUCAGCGACUACAACCAAGAGAUCCGUUCCACCGGCGCCCUCCACCCCGGCAUCGGCUUCCUCUCCAUCUCCUACAACCCCGACGAUGGCCACCGCUCUUCCGCUUCCGUCGCUUACAUCCACCCCAUCCUCCGCGGCGAUGAGUCCCGUCCCAACCUCACCAUCUUGACCAACGCCUGGGUCGGCAAAAUCAACACGUCCGGCACCAAAGUCCUCGGCGUGGACGUCACCCUGCAAUCCGGCUCCACCCACACCCUCACCGCCAAAUGCGAAACCAUCCUCUGCGCCGGCGCAGUCGACACUCCUCGUCUGAUGAUGCUCUCCGGUCUCGGCCCGAAAUCCCACCUCGAAUCCCUCUCCAUCCCAGUGGUCAAAGACAUCCCCGGCGUAGGCGAAAACCUCCUCGAUCACCCAGAAUCCAUCAUCCUCUGGGAACUCAACAAACCCGUCCCUCAAAACCAAACCGUCAUGGACUCUGAUGCGGCCAUGUUCAUUCGUCGCCAACGGCCCAACGCCAACCACGACGACGGGGAGAUCAUCGACAUCAUGGCUCAUUGCUACCAAGUCCCAUUCGUCUACAACACUGAACGACUCGGCUACGACGUCCCCGUCGACGCCUUUUGCGUGACGCCCAACAUUCCCCGUCCGCGAUCGAGGGGUAAACUCUACCUCGUCAGCAACGACCCCAAAGUCAAACCCGCCCUCGACUUCCGCUACUUCUCCGAUCCAGAAGGCUACGACGCCGCCACUAUCGUCGAGGGCCUCAAAGCCGCGCGCGAAAUCGCCCAGACCGCGCCCUUUAAAGACUGGAUCAAGCGUGAAAUCGCCCCCGGACCCGCCAUCACGAGUGACGAGGACCUCUCCGAGUACGGCCGUAGAGUGGCCCACACGGUAUACCACCCGGCCGGCACGACGAAGAUGGGAGACGUCAAGACGAACCACAUGGCGGUUGUGGAUCCGGAGUUGAAGAUUCGAGGACUACAGAAUGUGAGGAUUGCGGACGCGGGUGUUUUCCCGGAGAUGCCGAGUGUGAAUCCCAUGUUGACGGUGUUGGCGAUUGGGGAGAGGUGUGCGGAGAUUGUCGCCGGGACUUGGGGGUGGAGUGGGCAUGGCAAGGCGAGGCUAUGAGGGAAUGGGUAUGUUGUGUGGCAUAGGGAGUGGCGACUUCAACAUGGAGCUACGAGGAAUUGGAUGCGAAUCUGGAGUUUGGGACAUGGGACUUGUGAGACGCCCGGAUCAACGGCCAGGUAAGAACAAAAAAUGAGAAAGGAAGGAAGGACGGCAAGUCAGGUCAU
Molecule: messenger RNA, 2222 nt
Organism: Zymoseptoria tritici IPO323
Lineage: Eukaryota; Fungi; Ascomycota; Dothideomycetes; Mycosphaerellales; Mycosphaerellaceae
Exons: 2
Coding region: 1-2055 (684 amino acids)
Molecular function (GO): oxidoreductase activity, acting on CH-OH group of donors; flavin adenine dinucleotide binding
Source: RefSeq, a predicted model, not a curated record